This is a messenger RNA of Anoplopoma fimbria (sablefish), 4204 nucleotides long. It is a transcript of the gene smc5, whose product is annotated as structural maintenance of chromosomes 5. The transcript has 24 exons. The coding region runs from base 109 to 3342 and encodes 1077 amino acids. Lineage: Eukaryota; Metazoa; Chordata; Actinopteri; Perciformes; Anoplopomatidae. Gene Ontology annotation, cellular component: Smc5-Smc6 complex. Gene Ontology annotation, biological process: double-strand break repair via homologous recombination. Gene Ontology annotation, molecular function: ATP binding; ATP hydrolysis activity. The record is from RefSeq and is a predicted model, not a curated record.
ACCGCCUUUGUCCAACCAGCGUUCAGUGAACACUGGGCGAAGCGCGCGAGGGCGAACGUUCAUGCCCGUCCUUCCUUCCCCUGGACAGCUAACUAGUUUUUAAUCACAAUGGCGACGUCCAGUAAAAAACGGCGACAAAGUUCCGUAAACAGCGGCUCGCAAACUUCCAACAGCGUAGCGAACAUGUUCUCCAGCAGUAAGUCGGACGGACCCGGAGUAGACGGUCGUUUUGUGGAGGGCUCCAUACUUCGCCUCACCAUGAAAAACUUCCUGACCUAUGACUACUCUGUGCUGUUUCCUGGACCCAAUCUGAACAUGAUUGUUGGAGCUAAUGGGACUGGCAAGUCUAGCAUCGUGUGUGCCAUCUGUCUGGGUCUGGCUGGCAAGACUGCUAUCCUGGGCAGAGGCGACAAGGUUGGGCUCUAUGUCAAACGCGGGUGCAAUAAAGGAUUUAUUGAGAUUGAACUGUACAAGACUGAUGGUAAUAUAGUGAUUAACAGAGAGAUCCAUGUGGAGAACAAUCAGUCGCUGUGGAUGCUGAAUGGAAGACACUGCAACCAGAAAGCAGUGGAAGAAGAAGUCAAGGCUAUGCAAAUCCAAGUCAGCAACCUCUGCCAGUUUCUGCCUCAGGAAAAAGUGGGAGAGUUUGCCAAGAUGUCCAAAAUAGAGUUGCUGGAGGCAACUGAGAAGUCAGUGGGACCACCAGAGAUGUAUGAGUACCAUUGUGAGCUCAAAAACUUUCGCAACAGAGAACGAGAACUUGAGAACAUUGUGAAGGAGAAGGCCAGUUUCCUGGAAAAGGCCAAGCAGAGGAACGAGAGGAACAAACAUGAUGUGAACCGUUACUACGAAAAGAAGAGGCAUCUGGACGUGAUUGAGCUGCUUGAGAAGAAGAAACCAUGGGUGGAGUACGAGACCACCCGUAAAGAGUUUGAGCUUGCGAAGAAAGAGCGAGACGAGGCCAAAAAGCAACUCUCUGCCCUGAAGCAGGCUCAGGCACCCAUGCUGAGGAAGAUCCAGCUGAUCGAUAACCAGCUGAAGCCAACUGAGGAACAAAUGAAGGCUAAGACUGUCGCCAUCAAAGAAGCCUCUCUUAAAUGCAAACAGAAACAAGAACAGCUGGAUCGAAAACACAAAGAGAUUGAUGAUAUUAAACAGAGGCAAAGGCUGAAGCAGAUGGAAGAAGAAGACCACCAGAAGCGAAUCAGCAACACCAGACGGACCAUCGAUGACUUGAAGGCGGAGCUUGCCAAAGUUGGGGACACACCUGAUGUGACUCCGCGGAUCAAUGCUGUCAAUGUCGAGCUGAGGAACAUCCGGGCGGAGAGAGCCAAGAUCGAAGGAGAGAAGGCCGACCUACGCAGGGAGAAAGACAACCUCCAUGCUGAGUCCAAAAUGUUGGUGAGAAAGCUGAGUGACAUGAACAACAUGAUGAAUGCCAAAGAGGAGAAGCUGCGAGGACGCCACAGGGACACACACACCGCACUCCAGUGGCUCAGAAAGAACAGACAACUCUUUGGUGGAAAUGUCCAUGAGCCCAUGAUGCUGGUGAUCAAUGUGAGAGAUCAUCGCUUUGCAAAGUUCGUGGAAAACCACAUCUCAUUCCACGAUCUGCGGGCGUUUGUCUUCCAGAAAAAAGACGACAUGGAGAGGUUCAUGACAGAGGUCCGUGACAAGAUGAACUUGAAAGUGAACUCCAUUUCUGCUCCUGAGGAAUCGUGCUCUAGGCGACAGCCAUCCCGAAAUAUUGAGUCCCUGAGGCGUUUUGGGUUCUUCACUUACCUACGCGAGAUGUUCGACGCCCCUGAUGAGGUGAUGAGUUACCUCUGUCACCAGUACAAAGUGCAUGACGUUCCUGUGGGCAAUGAACAAACUAAAGCCAUGAUUAAAACGGUGAUUGAGGAGCCCUACCUCAGGGUGUUAUACACAACAGAGGAGAGGUACACAUUGAAGAGGUCCCAUUACUCCAACAAGAUCAGCACCAGUAACUCUGCAGUGCACCCUUCCCAGUACCUCACCAUCACUGUGGAUGCUGAAGAGAAACGGCAGCUGGAGCUGCAGAUGAAGGACUGUGAGUUGAAGUUGCGAAACAUCGAUGAGCAGCUAAAGGCCCUGCAGGCAGAAGCCGCCACGCUGGAUCGCCGUGACAACGAAUUGUUGGUAGAGAAGAAGCACCUUUCUGAAGUGAAGGGCAAAAAGAGGCAACUGGAGCAGAAGAUCAGUACUAAGCAGGACAGUCUGAGGCAGAUGGAGCAGAGUGUUAUUGACCUGCAGAAGAUUGAAGAGGAAACUAAAGAGAAAAUUGCAGCUGUUAAUUCCCAGAAGGUGUCCAUAGUCACAGUGUUCGUGGCCCAAAUGAAGCUGAGAUCCAAGCUGACCAUGGAGAAGGUGUACCUGGCUUUAGAGACGGUGGGUCUGAUGGCUGAGAAGACCAAGCUGGAGAAUGACUGUAGAGAGGGCGCCUCUGAACUCAAGACCACUGAGCAAAAAUGCAGCCGUCUGGAGCAGAGGAAGGUGCAGCUGACGGAACAGUGCAAAGGCCUGUUGAGGAGAGCAAGGACUACUUGCAGGAUGAAACCUGAUGAGUCAUUACCCGAAGACCUUCGUAAUGCUUUCAGCAAGCUGCCCGACACACUGGACGAGAUCGAUGCCAUGCUGAACGAAGAGCGGUCCAGAUCUGAGUGCUUCACUGGCCUCAGUGAAAAUGUUGUUGACGAGUACAACAGGAGAGAGCAGGAGAUCAAACAUCUGGAGAAGGAGCUGGAGGACAAGACCAACGCUCUGAGCGCCUACCGACAGAACAUAUCAGAGGCUAAGGAGCGCUGGCUGAACCCGCUGAAGCAGCUGGUGGAACAGAUUAAUGACAAGUUCAGUGAUUUCUUCCGCUCCAUGCAGUGUGCAGGAGAGGUUGACCUGCACUCAGAGAAUGAGGAGGAGUACGACAAGUAUGGGAUCCGAAUUCGGGUGAAGUUCCACAGCAGCACUCAGCUCCACGAGCUGACGGCCUACCAUCAGAGCGGAGGAGAGCGCAGCGUCUCCACAAUGCUCUACCUCAUGGCCCUGCAGGAGCUCAAUCGCUGCCCCUUCAGAGUGGUGGACGAGAUCAACCAGGGAAUGGAUCCUGUAAAUGAGAGAAGAGUCUUUGACAUUGUGGUCCGUACGGCCUGCAAAGAGACAACAUCCCAGUACUUCUUCAUAACCCCCAAACUGCUGCAGAAUCUUCAGUACGCUGAGGAGAUGACUGUCCUUUGUGUCCACAACGGCAGCCAAAUGCUUCCCCCCAACCAAUGGGACGAGAAGGCUUUCAUCAGACGAUGUCUCCAAAGAAAAGCCAGGGCAUGAACCCACCAUGAAACUAAUGUUUAUAAUUAUAAAUAAUUUCUGAAGUGCUAUUUCAUUUCAGAUAGAAUUUACUAUAUGAACCUUUAAAAGAGAAUAUUUAAGUGAGUCUAUGGGAGGAUUUUUCACAAGCUAAACAUUAUGUCAGAAUAGGAUUGACAAUUAUAAAACAGAUGUACAAAAAAUUUAAAUAUGCAUUAAGCAUAUUUUUGUUUUGUCAUUUGUACAUUUUCUAUUUAGACAGCAACUUGCUUACUCUUUUGAUUAUUCAAAAUAUGUUCAACUGUUUCAUCUAAACAGUUCACAUGCAUGUUUUUAUAUUUUAAUAAAAGAUUCAGCUGUGUGUUUUUAAAUGUGCAUCUUAAAUUUAUUUAUAAUAUUUAUUUAAUAUCCGAUUCUUGGUAUGCUUUGCGUGAAUACUGAUUCAUUACGCAAUGCAGUAUGAAGUAGGUAAUUAUAUGUUUACUUACUUUUUACAUUGAAAAUAAAAAACAUUUGGUCAAACGCCACAGAAAGUUUUACAAAAAGGGCCAAUAUGUCAUUGUGCUGAAAUGUGUAUGAAAUUUGGGGCAAUCUGCACAAGAGUGAGAUCUAGAAACACUAGUAUUGUUUAUUAAAUGAAAAAUAAUGUAGAAAUAAACCUUAUUUCGUACCCUCAUGAUGUAUACUCUUGAAGAUUAAAACUCCUCAGCAAUGUGACAGAUAAGUGAGCUCAGUGUUCAUGCUUUUAUGCAAUGGUGUAGUUUUCUUCAGUGUUAAUUGAGAGUUAUGUGGUGAAACUUAUCCUGAAAUUAGGCUCUUUUGCAUUUUUGCUUUUUCUUUCAGUGUAAAGGCAUCUCUUUGAAUCAGAGUUUGUGUUCCAUGA